Messenger RNA from Penicillium chermesinum, 4314 nucleotides. RefSeq names its product chromatin segregase YTA7. Lineage: Eukaryota; Fungi; Ascomycota; Eurotiomycetes; Eurotiales; Aspergillaceae. Gene Ontology annotation, molecular function: ATP hydrolysis activity; chromatin binding; ATP binding. The transcript has 5 exons. Gene Ontology annotation, cellular component: nucleus. Bases 1 to 4314 code for a protein of 1437 amino acids. Gene Ontology annotation, biological process: positive regulation of transcription by RNA polymerase II. The record is from RefSeq and is a predicted model, not a curated record.
AUGAGUCCCAAGACCUUGAAGCGUCGCAUUGACGAUCUGGAGGAGCUCAUCAACCAAUCUGAUCCCGAGGAUGAGGACUACAGCGAUCAUCCUGCCCCCCGUCGUCGCUCCCGCAAGACCAGCCGAGCCGCAUCCACCCCCAAGCGCAAGAAGGCAUCUAAGCCAGCUACAAAACGCCGCCGCCGCAACUCCGAUGGCAUUGUUUCUGACGACGAUGAUGAAAACCCCAACGUCCCUCUGAACGCUCGCGGUGUCGCUCGGCGCCAUGCCACCACCCAGAAGAAGCACAACUACCGAGAGUCCCCCGACGAUGAAGAAGAAGAAGAAGAUCAAGACGAGGAAGAAGACGAGGUGGAAGCCGAGGCCGAAGAAGAACAAGAGCCUGAGGGUCAAACCCGGUCCCAGUUUCGAACCCCCGCUUCAAACAGCAAGGUCGUCACUUUGAGGGUGUCGUCAGAUGCCCUCCAAGCAGUCACCCGUCGCAUGACGCGUGGCACUCGAGACCCCACUCAGGAAAUUAUCGAAUUGACCCAGUCCGGUCGGCACGCGCAACCCCAAACCCAACGACAAACUGUCAGCCCCGAAGCAGAGCGCCAGCAGCGUGGUCUGGCCGGCCGUCAUGGUUCAAAACGCCCUGUCGCCAAUCGGAGUGUCGAAGAUGGUGCUAGUUUGAAUGUCAUCCCCGAGUCUGAAAAUGACGAUGCGGAUUCUGAACAACUUGAAGACGACGACGACGAAGAUGAAAGUCCCAUUGCUGCGACUCGUACGAGGUCCUCAAAGGCAGCACCUGCUGAAGAUGUUGAGUCGCCUUCCGCACGGAAGACCACGAGUCGCAAAAGAACCUCACAGCCACCACGCCGGAAGAGCAAGGAAUCGAGCGACUUCGAGCCCGAAGACGAAGACGAAGACGAGGAUGAGGACGAUGAUGAUGAUGUGCCAGUUCGAGCCAAAUCCAAGAGUGCAUCACGCAAGAAUAGUCACCCACGUGAUGACGCUGAUGAGUACAUUGGAUAUCCAAGACGUCGCGCAAAUAAUCUCUUGACUGACUCUCCUCAAAGUGCGGCUGCAGCUUUCGAUGAGGAUGUUGCAGACGAACUCGCGGAUGAACUCGCAGACCUAACAAAUCCUGACGAACGGCCAGCCAAGAGACGGCGCACCGCUGCUCAACAGAUCCCCCACCAUGAGAGGCCCACUCGCAAUGUCCAGCCUGUAAAUUACAACCAAUUCGCCAUGCUCCAAGCCAGCUAUUACGAUGCUGAAGCUGAUGACCAACUCCCCCACGCAUUCAAAUCUCCUUCCCGUGCCGGCGGAAAGAACAAGAUCACCCUUAUGCCAACAGCUGGUCCUUUUGGCGGUAAUCUCUUCCCCUCUGCAAUUGAGAAAGCCGUUCCCGGUGUCCAUCGUGCCGGCGAUGGUGAAGAAACCGAGACCAGUGAUGAAGAUGAUGCUGCUGAGCCGGCCGAACCGAUCAAUACUCUCCAGGAAAAGUCCACAUCAGGUGCGCCUGCCAAAUUAGGCAAGGUCGAAAAGGCCGCUAUGGGAGAUCUGGAUCCACUUGGAGUAGAUAUGAACAUCAAUUUCGACAGCGUGGGUGGCCUGCAGUCUCAUGUUGAUCAGUUGAAGGAGAUGCUGUUCCUUCCUCUGCUGUAUCCCGAGAUCUUCCAACGUUUCCACAUCGUACCUCCUCGCGGUGUGCUGUUUCAUGGCCCUCCUGGAACCGGAAAAACGCUUAUGGCACGAGCCUUGGCCAACAGUGCCAGCUCCGAAGGCCGCAAAGUCACCUUUUACAUGAGGAAGGGUGCCGACACCCUGAGCAAAUGGGUCGGCGAAGCUGAACGACAAUUACGUCUCCUAUUCGAGGAGGCUCGGAAAAACCAACCCAGCAUCAUCUUCUUUGAUGAAAUUGAUGGUCUGGCCCCCGUACGUUCAAGCAAGCAGGAACAAAUCCAUUCCACCAUUGUCGCCACUCUUCUCGCGUUGAUGGAUGGUAUGGACGGUCGUGGGCAAGUUAUUGUCAUCGGUGCAACCAACCGGCCUGAUUCUGUUGAUCCUGCCCUCCGUCGCCCUGGUCGAUUUGACCGCGAGUUCUAUUUUCCUCUCCCCUCAGUGGAGGGACGACGACAAAUCAUCGACAUCCACACUAAAGGAUGGGACCCACCAUUGCCUGUGGAGAUUAAGGAGCAUAUAGCAACCAUCACCAAGGGCUACGGAGGUGCAGACCUGCGAGCCCUGUGCACAGAGGCGGCCCUCAAUGCCGUGCAACGCCGAUAUCCGCAAAUUUACAGUCACUCCAAGGACUUUAUGAUCGCCAUCAAGAAGAUGGUUCCAUCAUCACAACGAUCAACCACGUCCGGUGCAUCUGCGUUGCCGAAAAGCGUGGAACCACUCCUCCGUCACCCAUUAGCCGAGGUUGAGAAGACUCUCGCAGAGGCUAUUCCUCAGCGCAAAGUACUUACUGCUUUGGAAGAAGCUCAAUUCGAAGAGCCCGACGAUGGGUUCGGCUUCCAACGUGAGCAAAUGAUGCAAGAAUUCGAUCGCUCGCGUGUCUUCCGGCCUCGAAUGCUUAUCAAAGGCGCCCCCGGGAUGGGUCAGCAAUACAUCGCUGCUGCUAUGCUCCAUAAAUUCGAUGGUUUGCAUGUUCAGGCCUUUGACCUCCCGACUCUGCUUAGUGACUCGGCUCGGUCACCUGAGGCCACUGUCAUCCAACUCUUCGCGGAAGUCCAGCGUCACAAACCAAGUGUUAUCUAUAUUCCCAACAUCCAGUCCUGGGCAAAUACCGUUGGGCCUGCUGUGAUAACUACUUUCUUGGGUCUACUCCAGUCACUCCCGCCGACCGACCCAAUCCUCCUCCUCGGUGUUCUCGAGUCUUCUGAGGAUGAGGUUGACGCUGGUCUUCUCAAGAAGAUGUUCGGCUACUCUCAGAAGAACGUAUUUGACGUUAGCGCUCCUGGUCAUGCUGCCCGCAAAGAGUAUUUCAAUCAACUGAUUGAAUACAUCAAAACCUCUCCAGCGCAGUUUCCCGACCCUGAAAAUCGGAAGAAGCGCAAGCUUGAGGAGUUGGAGGUUGCCCCUCCCCCUCCAGCAAAACGCCCCGCGCCAAUGACCAAGGAGCAAAUCAAAGCCCAGAAGCGGAACGACCGACAAAUUCUGAACCUUCUCAAGAUCAGGAUCCAGCCGGUAAUGGACAUGGUCAAGAAGUCGACGAAGUUCCGCCAUGGGCCCGUGUCUGAGAGCAUGGUCCCUUACUUGCUCGAGGAGGCAGAUCCUCAUCGCGUGACGAGUGAUCUCCCUCCUGAAGAGCGAGGGGGUGACCGGCCGUACGAGAUGGCGGUAGACAAGCACGGCGUCUCGGGCUUGGUUCAUGUGGCAUCCGGCAAAUUCUUCUAUAAUGUGGACACUUCUACAAUGGAGAAGCGCCUGAUCACGAAGGACGCGAUCAGCAUGGGUGACCAUGACCGAAUCUUGCGGGCCAGGGAACUUCAAGCAAACGUUGAAGUGGACAUGGCUAGCAUUGAGGCCGAGAACCCAGCUCUCGUGGCCCAGUGCGAGGCCAUAUUUCAACGGGAACUGGCUCGCAAGAAUGAGGCCAAGGAGGCAUCCCGGCUGGCGGAGGAGCAGCAGCGAUCGGGCGUUGCCGGUAGCGGCGACGGUGAGCUCGAAAUGAGCCACUCUGGUGAACUUGGUGGGGCCCAAGACACCGAGUCCAGCUCCUUCGGGCAAGCCGCGCAGCCUAAGCCUGCAUACUCACACACCGGGCCCUCUCAGCAGGUGCGCCGGGAGUACGGGAUGUACGGCGAAAUGUCGCAGAACGGCCCAAUGACGCCGAUGGCCGUGGGGUCCCAGCCGGGGGACUACACAAACGAGGCGUCGACCACGCAGACGACCUCCUACAAGAGGUCGUCUCUGCACUCUUCGGGCGAGUAUCCCGAUCUGGGGGAAUAUCCGGAUCGGGUCUCGCAUGAGGAGCACCUGCCUGACACUCAAUUGAGUAGUCAAGCUUCUCCCAUCACGCAUGGGAGUCAAUCUCAAACCAGGCCUCAGCCGCCUUUAUUCGGCGAGGCGAUGGCUGCCUCCAAGCUGGUCGUCGACCAGCCGUUCAUUGAGCAGUUGCAUAACGCUCUGGCUCAGCAAACGAGUGGCUGCUCCAUCGAACAGCUGGAGCAGAUAAACUCCUCCCUGAUGGACCUUGUCUGGCAGAAGCGCGGCGAAUGGGACCGCACGCUUGUUGCCAAGGCCAUCAGCCUGUCCUUCGACCAUGUGUUGAAGGACAUUCAAGCCGUGCAGGAGCUUGGCCCCAGCAGCCAUUCGGGUUAA